AUGAGCGGAGAGACUGAGCACAGCAGGAUCCCAUUGGCGGGCCACACCAGCGGGGGCCACACCGGAGGGCCACACCAGCGAGGGCCACACCAGCGAGGGCCACACCAGCGAGGGGCCACACCAGCGGGGGCCACACCAGCGGGAGCCACACCGGAGGAGGGCCACACCAGCGGGGGCCACACCAGCGGGGGCCACACCAGCGGGAGCCACACCAGCGGGGGCCACACCAGCGGGAGCCACACCGGAGGAGGGCCACACCAGCGGGGGCCACACCAGCGGGAGCCACACCGGAGGAGGGCCACACCAGCGGGGGCCACACCAGCGGGGGCCACACCAGCGGGAGCCACACCGGAGGAGGGCCACACCAGCGGGGGCCACACCAGCGAGGGGCCACACCAGCGGGCCACACCGGAGGGCCACACCGGAGGGCCACUAGAGGGUCUGGGGGCAGAAGUCGGCAGAUACCCAUGGCAGUCUGAUGACGACAGUGAACAACAACAACAAAUCUGA
This is a messenger RNA of Procambarus clarkii (red swamp crayfish), 510 nucleotides long. The record is from RefSeq and is a predicted model, not a curated record. Lineage: Eukaryota; Metazoa; Arthropoda; Malacostraca; Decapoda; Cambaridae.